Molecule: messenger RNA, 816 nt
Organism: Seminavis robusta
Lineage: Eukaryota; Bacillariophyta; Bacillariophyceae; Naviculales; Naviculaceae
Source: the annotation of a GenBank genome assembly
AUGAACAUUCCAGUCAAUGGGGUAGACGGAGGCAGACCCAGCAAUAGAGAGCUGUUGGUAGAAAAGUUGAGAAUCAGGAGGCUGAUGUUGGAUUGUGUUAAGAGGAUCCAGUUGGAGAGGGAAUAUGUUGUAGCCGCAGGAGCAGCGCCUUUGAGUUGGUACUUGAUCGACCAAAGAGAAGCAGAGGGACAGAGGCUUGCGGAGAUGCCUGAUCCAGGGCUGUGGAACAAAGUGAAUAUAUUUGUGUGUCGCACACCGGGACGAACAGUUAACUCAUUCGGUCAAUUCAUUGGAGAUUUUAUUGGAAAGGCAAUCAGUCGUGGCUAUUUUAUCGAAGAGUUGAAGCAUGUGCAUCAGCGAAAACAGUAUCGUAUGGGUAAUGAUGAACAGACAGUGAAGACACAGAUGAAAAUCUAUGGGUUGCACUCACCAUUGGAAUUCAUCCAGUGUCCAGGAGGAAUGUACAUUGAUGAUGUGCUGGCCACCUUUGAGUUGGACGUGAGUAGAGUGAUGUAUGAGUUUUACUCGGACACUUUGUCGACAUUGUACGAUGAUGCCAUAGAAAGCAGCAUUACAACACUUCAUCCGUCAAUCUGGACAACUGCAAGAAAGGAUGUGGUGAGCAAUUCAGAGAAGAGGAAACUUUUGUCGGCUUUGAGGAGGAUGAGCAAAUACGAGUCAUUUGGAUUUUAUGUCCAUAAUGCCGCAAUUGCCCGUGAAGUUAUCCAGCAGUGUUUCGACAGAGCCAACAGGGUGGAGGAAGAGGGAGUUGGAGUUCUUACCAUACCUGAAGUAUCUGAAGAUGAAGACAUGUAA